Boeremia exigua is the source of this 1783-nucleotide messenger RNA. Its product is annotated as pantothenate transporter liz1. The transcript is spliced from 4 exons. Gene Ontology annotation, molecular function: transmembrane transporter activity. NCBI's taxonomy places the organism in Eukaryota, Fungi, Ascomycota, Dothideomycetes, Pleosporales, Didymellaceae. The coding region runs from base 127 to 1605 and encodes 492 amino acids. Gene Ontology annotation, cellular component: membrane. The record is from RefSeq and is a predicted model, not a curated record. Gene Ontology annotation, biological process: transmembrane transport.
CACGAUAGACAAUCUGCUAUCGUGCAGGCCGUGUCAUAACAAUACCUAUGUGUAUAAGAGGCAGAUUCUCCCUGUUCGCAGAUGUGGUUGCCAGCCCAACCUCACUGAUUGCUCAGGAUAUCCAAGAUGGUUGCCAAAUUCAUUAAGAAUUUCCGCUCCUUCAUAUGGGACUCGGAUACCCACCUGAAAUCCCGCGAAGAACGUCGACUUCUCCGCAAACUUGAUUUCUCAAUCUUAACCAUCGGUUGUGUGGGGUUUUUUCUCAAAUACCUUGACCAAGGCAACCUCUCCAAUGCCUACGUCUCAGGCAUGCAGGAAGACCUGCACAUGUACGGGAACGAAUACACCUACGCCGUGACCUGCUAUACAGUUGCUUACGCCGUCAUGCAAAUACCUAGCAACAUCAUCAUUCAGUAUAUUCGCCCGAGUUACUGGCUUGCUGCUAUGGAGAUUGCAUGGGGCACGUUUACGUUUGCGCAGGCGGGGGUCAAGAACGUACCGGAACUAUACGCGUUCAGAUUUCUGGUCGGGUUCUUCGAAAGUUCUUUCUUCCCAAGUUUAUUGUAUGUGCUUGGGAGCUGGUACACAAAGACUGAGCUGGCGAAACGCAUCGCGAUUUUCCAUAUGACGGCGCCCGUCGGCAGUGCUUUUGGCGGAUAUCUGCAAGCUGCAGUGUACAAAAGUCUGGACGGUCAUCACGGUUUGGAAGGCUGGCGUUGGCUCUACAUUGUCUGUGGCUGCAUGACCGUUCCAGUUGGGUUCGUUACUUGGUGGGUGCUUCCAGACACACCGUACACAACAAACGCUUGGUUUCUUAGCGACGAAGACAAACGACUCGCUAUCGAUCGGGUCCAAAAAGCCGGUAAAGCUGCACCAGCCAAGAUAACUCUAGCAACAUUCAAACGUGUUCUGACCGGAUGGCGCUGGUAUGCGUUUGUGGUUGGCUAUGUGCUCUACGGCAGCGCGUGUGGUGCAAGUGACUAUUUCGGUAUCUGGCUGAAAUCUGAAGGCUUCUCUGUUGUCGACAGAAACAUCAUCCCUACAGGAACAAAGCUAAUUUCCGGGUUCUGCAUUGUGUUAUGGGGCUUUCUGUCCGAUUACACUGGAAGCAGAUUUGUAUUCGUGUUUGGACCCCUCGCCUAUGGUUUGAUUCCAAAUGGUAUCCUAGCGUUCUGGCCAUCGAGCCUAAAUGCGAAGCUUUUCGCAUUCCUGACUUGUGGCGUACAGCUCAUGACUGCUAUCUUCUACACUUGGGCAAAUGAACUUUGUGCUGGCGAUAACGAAGAACGAGCCAUUGUUAUCAGCAGUAUGAACGGUUUCCAGUAUGCGGUCGCAGCCUGGCUUCCCAUCGUCAUCUUCCCACAGACUAUGGCUCCCACUUUCCGCUACGGUUUUCCAGGUACCUUUGGUCUAGUAAUUGCUGCGUUGAUUGCAAUCGUCGCCAUACAGCUUCUGCAGAUGCGCUCAGCCAAGCAAGGUAGUGGAGAACAGAGUUCGAUUGGUGAAGAAAGCGACGUGGAGGCUGGUAUUGACGAGGAGUACGCACCGGACUCCAAAAACAUUCGUACAACGAACAAAACAAGAGAGUUAGAUAGCGCGUCCUGAACGCUGCAAAGCCGUACUAAGGUAUACUGUAAUUAGUUACGUGCGAUCAGCUACUUGGCGGAAUGCAGCAUUAUGCAGGAUGGCACUUUCUCGUCGGGAUGUAUGCACUUGACCAGAGAUAUUUAGUCGUAGUUUCGCAGCCUGUUGGCUCAAUGACUGUUUGGACGUGUCUGAGCGU